Molecule: messenger RNA, 5974 nt
Organism: Entelurus aequoreus (snake pipefish)
Lineage: Eukaryota; Metazoa; Chordata; Actinopteri; Syngnathiformes; Syngnathidae
Exons: 21
Coding region: 247-5838 (1863 amino acids)
Source: RefSeq, a predicted model, not a curated record
UAUUACAGAAAAAGAAGAAGAAUAGGAAGCGGUCGAAGAACACGGAGUCGCCAUUGGAGUUUUCCCUUAAAGUGCUGCACUUGCUUUAAUGAAACUAUCACACGCAGAAUUCGGAGGUCAACUUUCACUCGGAGAGCAAACGUAAUGCGUAAAUGAAUAAUUGUUAGUCCUCGACUCGACUGUUUUCUGGUAGCUAGUGAUUAGCCAGAUAGUUUAGCUAGCUAGCUUGUUUGAUCUGCCGACACGAUGUUUCGCGGGCGAAAGCUCAUCAGACCGCCAAGGAUUGACGGACCACCAUGCAACAUGGGUCCACACCCGGCCUGGGGUCCUCCACCAUGGGGAGGAUGGGGCCCGCCCCCGCCCGGCGGAUGGGGCCCGCCUCCGCCCGACGGAUGGGGCCCACCUCCGCCCGACGGAUGGGGCCCGCAUCCGCCCGACGGAUGGGGUCCGCCGCCGCCCGACGGAUGGGGCCCCCAUGCGCCCGACGUAUGGGGUCCGCCGCCGCCCAACGGAUGGGGUCCGCCGCCGCCCGACGGAUGGGGCCCGUAUCCGCCCGACGGAUGGGGUCCACCACCGCCCGGUGGAUGGGGCCCGCCUCCUACUGGAGGCUGGGGUCCCCCUCCCCACGGUUGGGGACCUGAGUCGUGGGAACCCUCGCCAUUUCCACCCCCUCCGGCCACUGUUCCACCUCCUCCGGCCGGUGUUCCACCACCCAGUUCUCUUCCCAUACCUCCUUUGGGCUUCCCGUCUGGAUGCACGGGAGAGGUGACGCCGGAAAAUGCCGACUGGCCCCCUGGCACCACCCCAGCUGAAACUCAAAAGACGGCGACGGAGAGCAGCGCUCUUGCAAAUGCUGAAGACUCGGCCCCCAAAGCCGAGGAGGAACCUGCCAAGGCCACCAAGCUGCUGUUCAACCUUCUGGGAAAGCGCGAGGUCGAUAAGCCCCCCGCAGGGAGGUCCACUGGAAUCAUCUCCUUCAUUGGGCCCUCAUUUGGUCAGAUCAAGCGGGAAGACCAGAAGAAGUUCUCAUUCAGCUUUAAGGGGUUCUUCGGGGACCCCAAAGCGAUGAAGGCCGGCGUCCGCGUCCACUUCACCGCCUGCAAGGGGAAGAAACAUCAUAUUGCCACAGACGUGAAAGUGGCUCCAGGUGGAACCGAGCGCGUGGAUCCAGAAAUCUACGAGGGCGUGGUCAGUCUGCCCAUCUUGGAGCCGCAGCCCGGCGAGCGCCAGUUCCCCGGUCAGGUCUUGAUCCACAUCGAUCGUCUGAAGACCAACCUGACCUUCGACAGGAAAGACAGCGUGGUGACGCUGCUGAAGGAUGACCGGGUUCUCAUCAACCUGCUGACUGACAUCGCCACGGAAAAGCGGCGCGCCACCAACAUCCGACCCACGAUUCCCUCCACCUUUGAGUUCACCAAAGAGACCCGAGAGAAGGGAAUCAUCGCCAGUGUCAAGGACUGCGAGGGCGUCAUCCGGUCUGACACACACGGCGAGCUCCCUUUCGAUAUCAUGGAGAACUUCAGCGAGAUUGAUUUUACCUCCGAGGACGUCAACGAGGAAGUGGAAUUCACCUUGCACGAGCGGCGAACGGGUAACCAGGCCAUCCGGAUUCGUCGGGUGAAGGAGAACCUGCUGCUGACGCUCUGUAGCCCCUCGUCAAAGGACACGGACCUCGACGCCGGCAAAAAUUCUGCCAACCAGAGCACACACGAUACACGGAAGCUGCUGCCCAACAUGUGUCUGGACCCGGAGCUGUAUGAGGGUGUGGUUAGCCAGCCCAUCAUUGAGCCCAAGGCCGACAUGGACGGUUACCCGGGCCAGAUCCACGCCAACAUUGGCACCAUCCGAACCAACGUGACCUUCGACCAUAGGGACUGUGGCGUGACUCUGCUGAAGAACGACCAGGUGCUCCUCAGCCUGCUGGUGGACAUGACAACCUACAAGAAGAGAGCGGCCAACAUCAAACCCAAGAUCCCGUUCACCUUUGCCCACACUAACGAGAAGCGACAACUGGGCGUCAUCAACAGCCUCGGAGACAGCGAGGGCGUCCUCACCUGUGAGGAGCACGGCGAGCUGCCUUUCGACCGCUCUGAAAACUUCAGCGACACAGAGUUCAGCCAAGACGACGUCAGCAAGGAGGUGGAGUUCACGGUGGUCCUGGUGAAGGAGAAGAAGAGGGCCGUCAGGAUGCGGAGGACCAAGAUGGUGGAGGACCAGAUCGUGACGGAGAAAAGGAGGAAGGAAGAGGAGGAGCAGCAGAAGGAAAAGAAGCGUAAGGAGGCGGUGGCGGCGGCACUUACAGCUGCCAAAGAAAAGUGGACGCCGCUUGGCUUCAAUACCUCACUGCCCUAUUCCUCGGACAAAAUCAGCAAGGAGCGAUUUGAUGGCACCGUCCUCAAAGUCCCCACAAAACCCAUCAAGAAGGAACCUAAAGACGAGGAGCCAGGUGGCGGAGCUGAGAGCGCACAAAUAAAAGCUAACAUGGACGUCAACAUUAAAAAGGAGGAGGAGGAUCAGGAGGUGAAAACUGAAAGACCAGAGGAGGAAAAGAGCAAGGAGGAGGCUGGAGGCGGAGCUGAGAGUCAGUCAUCUCCCCCUGAGGAGCUGGGGCGAUUGGUGAUGACCGUGGAAGGCCAGCAGAAGGUGCUGACCUUUGGCCUGACCGACAUGCUGACCAGAGCCACCAUGCUUGUAGGAGACAAGGUGCGCUUCAACCUGGCCACCGAUCAGGAGAAAAAAGCAGAACGGGCCACAUUUGUGGAAAUUCUUCCCAGCUCCUUUGAAGAGUCCACAAAAGAACGGAGACAUGGUAUUGUGAUUGAGUUCUCUGAGCAUUCAGGACUCAUUAAGUGCUCGGAGGACCCUCAGCUCUUCUUCUACAUGUUUGAGGUGAUCGAGAAAAAGAAACUGGAGCUGAACGAGAAGGUCGACUUCAGCAUUGUCCCGCAUGAAUUCAUGGAGGGUAGUAACCAGGCCAUCAGGAUCAAACGUUUCACUGAGAAUGUUUUUUUACCUGCACGAAAACUGUGUGCUGCCGCCGCCAGUAAAAAGAAGAUGACCAUCAAUUUGGCAAGACCUUUACAUUUAGAGAAAGACAAACAAAAGGCAGAAAAGCUCAAAAUUACGAUGAAAAAUCUCAGAGCCCAAGAUAAAAAGUCUAGUUUCAACAUACGGGACUAUAGCUGCAGAAGGAGUCCAAGUAGAAGCCGGAGUCGAAGUCCACCCAGUGACAAAUAUAGACACGGAAAUAAGCGCAGACGCAGCAUCAGUCCCGAACGAGACCGCAAAAGCAGCAGGUAUCGACGAAGUAUAAGUCGAAAAAGGUCUCGCCGACGUUCGCAGAGCCGCAGCAGGAGCAGAAGCAUGAGCCGAGACCGAUCGGGCAGGAAGAGGAGCAAAAUCAGUCGAGAGCGUGAAGGACACAAGAGGAGGAUGGAGCCAAGCCUGCCUCCGAGAGGUCGAGUGGAUGAUGAGCUGGCUAGAAAGAAGCGGGAGCUGGAGGAGCUAAAUGAGAUGAUUGCCUACAAGAAGUCACUGGUCGAUCCCAGAGGACUGGACCCUGGACAGAGGACAUGCUUCGACUAUGACCAUGGCAGGGUCACCACCCCUGAGUUCAAACCUGUUCACUCUAUUCUGAAGAAACGACCAGAUGACCUUGAGUACUCCCGUCGCCUUCCUCCACCCUAUGAAGACCCUUAUUAUGGAAGACCAUACCACGAUUCGGGUAGUUACAGUACCCCCUAUGCUCGAGGUCCAUAUGGUGACCCUUCUUACACUGAUCUGCCAUAUGAAAGCCGGCUAUAUGGUAAACCUUCACACGAAGGCCCUUCAACCAGCGGCCGCCCUUACACUGAUCGCUAUGACGUUUAUGAGGAAACGUACGGUGAUCAAUACUACGACCCGACGUAUGGGCACCAGCUUCGUGAAGGUCCAUACCACGACACGGUCAAAAAAAGUCCGUCUCCCAAACCUUCGACACAGACUCGUCAAGUUUAUUCUCCCACAGAAGCGUUGUGUAAUAGCCCGUCCCCAAAGCGGAAAAGUCCAACACCACCUCCAGUCGAGAAGCCUCCACUACAUCGCUUUCUGGACAUGCUUAAAAAAAACGUGACCACUGAAAAGAUGACAGAAGCCGUUGCCGUAAAAGACGAACUUCUGCCACAUGAGCAGCCACUUGAAGAUGGCAAGGGCUUUUCUCGCAUUGUGGGGCUGGUUCAAGAGCCCCCUAGCUCCAGCGUUGUGGCCUUAGAGGAGGAAAAUAAGUUACCAAGCCCCAAACAACUUUCAGCGGAGCCAAACCAGAACAAGACGGAGUCCUUUAGCAAGAUCCAAACUUUGCUGCGCACAUUCGGCCUAAACCUGACUAAGAAUGACAUGACCAAGUUGGCCAGCUGCACCCAGGAAACAACGUACCGCUCAAGGUCCUCGUCCACAGACAGAGAAGUGUCUUCAACACCCCAGGAAGAUCGAAGUACAACCUCUUCAGCUGAGGCGAACCUCAUCCAUCCGACCUCCUCUGUUAGUCCAUCCCCUUUAGAACCGCCGAGCAGGAGGCCCGCUGUCUCCGAGUACGAAGAAUUCCUUAAUCAACAAGAGCUUGAGGCGCUAAAAAAGGCUAGAGAGCUGCAAAGUCUUACAAAGGAGAUGGGAAGCACACCUUCACCUAAACCUCCCCCAGGCCCUCCUCCCGCACACUGCCAACAUCCAUCCCCUCCAAUAAACUGGCCGCCCCUCGACAUUGCUUCAUCUCUCAAAGCUACCCCUAAAUGUUCUCCUGCUACUGGUCGACUUCCUCCUGGACCACCUCCUGGACCCCCUCCCCGGCGAUCUCCUGGACAGCCUCCUUUCAUUGGCAAGCCAGCCUCAGCUCUGCCGCUCGACUUCCCUGCUCAAGCAAAACAGCCAUUGUCCUCAACUGUGAAUGAGGACCAGUCCACAAUCUCUUCGACGGUGGCCAGAUGCCUAAAGGUCAUCGAGUCUGUCAAGUCUCAGUCUGUGAAGCCGGGAGCUAAACCGCUCAAAUCUGUCCAGUUCAGUUUAACGUCAGAGUCAGCCACAAAUUCAUAUUGCCCUGUCGUUGACAUCAAGUCCAAGCAGAAGGAAAAGUUGGACUUGUACAACCAGAAGAUUUUGGAGAAGCGAGACCAGCAGUACAAAGAAAAGCGAGAACUUCUGUACCAAGAAAAGCUAGCCCGCAAGCAAGGCAAGAAGAUGAUGUUCUCUCCAGCCACGGCAGUCAGCAGUGAGCCCAAGAAUGUUUGGAUUUGUGGUCAUUCGCUGGUGUACUGGGCAGAGAUGCGGGCCACGUCUCCAGAGGUAGGUAUGCAGCUUGGCAUGGACCCCAGCAAGGUAGCAAUAUGGUGGAAGGGGGUCCAAGGCAUGACGUGGCCGCAGCUGCUCCCUCUGCUGCACCAGCUCAAAGUCACCUGGCCCGACCCCCACGUCCUUGUUAUGCACCUGGGGGGCAACGACAUGUGCACCGACAGUCCUACCAACCUGCUGGCCUCUGUUAAAAAGGACUUGACCUCCAUGAGGACCAUCUUCCCUCACACGCUCCUCGUUUGGUCCAAUAUCCUUCCCCGCAGGGUGUGGCGCCACUCGGCUGAUGCCCAUGAGGUGGAUCUGGUCCGAAGCACAGUCAACCGCAGAAUCCAAAACAUAGUCUCGGAGUUAGGUGGCGUUUCUUUGGCCCAUGACAACAUCCGCUGUGGCUCACACACAGGCUUGUACCGGCCCGAUGGCAUCCAUUUGUCCCACAAGGGGAUCGACCUGUUCAAUUUGAACCUGCAGGAUUAUCUGGAGAAGUGGGAGGGAGAAAUGAACAACACCUCCGAAUAAGAAAGUGCUUACUUCGUCAGCUUAGCUUCUGUUUGUUGAUUGUAUUGGUUUUUUUUUUUAGUUUUAAUGAUGGGGGUAGACAUCCAAACAAACACAAUAUUUGAAAUAAAUGAAACCAAUAAAUCCCAUGACAACA